Moneuplotes crassus is the source of this 648-nucleotide messenger RNA. The record is from the annotation of a GenBank genome assembly. NCBI's taxonomy places the organism in Eukaryota, Ciliophora, Spirotrichea, Euplotida, Euplotidae.
CACUUUAAGACCCCUCAGUGGUUCACCAAAGCUCUAUUUCACGAGAAAAAGUUAAAUAUUACAAACAUUUGAUUGGAUGGCUUUCUUAGUUAAGAUAUUUCAUCCUGCUUAUGUUUCCCAGAGAUUUAUUGAAGAUAUUUUACAUGUGAGCAAACUCCCAAAAUUAAUUAAAGGUUUCCUAGUAUUUAAAUUUUCAACACGCUACUGAAUUUUAUCAAUAAUAACAUUUUGGAUCAGCUAGUGAUUGUCGACUAACGAUAUCUCGACUUAUAGUUCACUAGGGUAGAUAUGGAACAUAAGCUCUUGUUCCUCAUUUCAAAAAGAGAAACAUUGCAUUCUCAUCUCAAAACAGAGUUUGUAAACUUUAUUCAAAUAUGUUAUCUCUCUUAGAUGAACCUCUUGUGAUUGCUAUCUGCACAGGAAGUCUGACUCUAAUAUGUCCAAGUUACUAUCUUAGAAAAACAAGGUAAUUCACCUAUUUUGAAGUGUUAAUCUUAGCAAAUGAUCUAAAGGGAAAUCUGUCAGUUUCGGUAAGUGCACCAAUCUCGCUAGUUAGGAAAAUUAUUGAAAACCUGUGAAGAAAGGGCUUAUUUGCAUACCUCUAGGCUCUCCAAAACAGAUUGAACUACCACCAACACCUUUCUGAUA